UUUUUUUUGUUUUUCCAUUUUUGCAGCGAAGGGCUCCACGGAUCUCUCAUUGCCAUUUGCGACCUCUCUCUCUCUCUCUCUCUCUCUCUCUCUCUCGUCGCUCCCACAUUGAAGAGGUGAAAACAUGAGGAAGGGAUUGCACCCUCAAAUGCAGUGGAUUUCCUACGUGACCCAAAGCGGUAGGCUGAUGAAUGUUAUGAUGACCAAAAUACACCAUGUCGGCAAAGUCUAUCAUUUUAGAGCUAAGCGUCAAAUGGCGCAGAGUCUGGGUCAGAUUGCAAAGUUCAAUCGGCGAUACGGGCAAAAGAACGAGGAAAGUGAUGAAAAGUAGGAUCUCGCAAUUUCAAAACUGUAGGCUUCUAUGUAACGCGAUCAAGUACACAUGUUUAUUACCAAACUUGUUCAAACAUGUGGACUAGCAUGCUCUUGAAGGAUAAUGUCUUGUGUAUGAUCUUAUUCUUGUUUUGGUGAAACAAUUUGGCCUUCUUUACUGAGGCUAAAAAGCGUAGAGGAUCUAAGCAUUCCCUUUACUUUUAUUGCCUGGACAGGCAGUUUUUAGCAGUUAUCAUCUCUAUCUGUGCUUUGGUGGGCGUGCUUCUGAGAUUUAUGCUCUUUAUAGAUUGUUUUCUCCUUCA
Messenger RNA from Ananas comosus (pineapple), 635 nucleotides. RefSeq lists its product as uncharacterized. The coding region runs from base 125 to 331 and encodes 68 amino acids. The transcript is spliced from 2 exons. The record is from RefSeq and is a predicted model, not a curated record. Lineage: Eukaryota; Viridiplantae; Streptophyta; Magnoliopsida; Poales; Bromeliaceae.